GAACAAUGACUUUGAAAAGGGCCAUCUGGUCACCCUUGGACCAGCUGUUGAAGGACAGGCAGGGCUCUGCUGGGGCCAGCAAGGAAAGGGUAGUCAGAGGACGGGCAGGACUCAGAGUACUGGAGAACCGCCCUUGCCAUCUGAAGAAUUUCCUUGUAGUUUGAUGCUGACCUUGGAAGUUCUGUGUUUUAUCUUCAUAAGGCCCAGGAACAGAACCAAAAGAAGUUGAACAAGGAAGCAGCACAGUUCAGAGAAAAGCAGAAGCCGGAGACUUGGAGAUGUGACCCUCCCUUGAGGAGGCUGAAGCCCGGCACUGUAGCAGGUGACAUCUGUGCUGGAGAAAUGACCCAGGGGGACUGGGCCGUGUGGCUGCCUUUAGCUCUGCUGCUUCUCUGGGUCCCAGGUUGUUUUUCUCUGAGCGGCCCCAGCACCGUGAACGGCACCGUGGGGGGAUCCCUGAGCGUGCAGUGUCGGUAUGAGGAGAAAUACAGGACAAACAACAAGUACUGGUGCAGAGAACCGUUUAUUUUAGUAUGUGACAAGAUCGUGGAGACCAAAAAGUCAGAGAGAAAAGAAAGGGGCAGCCGAGUGUCCAUCAGGGACUAUCCUGAAAACUUCAGCUUCACAGUGACCAUGAGCAACCUCAUGGUGGAGGACACAGGCACGUACUGGUGUGGGAUCGAUACACCAUGGUACAGGAUAGACAGAGAUCCCAUCUUGCAGGUUGAGGUGUCCGUGUUCCCAGUACCCACAUCAAUGACACCUACAAGUAUGAGUUCCCCUGUGGCCAAGACUUCGACAGUCACAACUGAAGUUCCAGCUGCGUCGUCCACUUCCCUGGCCACAGUGAGUGCCACCCACAAUACAAACAUCCAGAAUGACUUCCAGCAGGGCCCAGACCCAAGGCUCCUGCUGCUGCUCUUCUUGUUAGCACUUUUGCUGCUUCUGUUGGUGGGGACCUCGCUGCUGGCCUGGAGGAUGUUUCAGAAGCGGGGCAAAGCUGGAGAGCAUUCAGAGCCCUCCCAGAGCCCCAGGCAGGCUGCCGAGCAGAGUGAGCCCCACUAUGCGAACCUGGAGCUGCAGACAUGUCCCCUGUGGAAAGAGCCAGUGCCACCAAGGCAGGCAGAGGUGGAGUACAGCACAGUGGCAGCCCCCAGGGAAGAUCUUCACUAUUCCUCGGUGGUAUUUGACAUCCAGAGUCGGGAUUCUAACGCCAGCAGGAGUCCCUGCCAGAGGCCCCGGGAGGAAGAACCAGAGUACAGCGUCAUAAAGAAGAUAUAGACCUUUGUCCCCAGCCUCACCACCUGGAGGUCUCCUUGAGCCACAGGAAGCCCAAGGACGGCCCCCUUAGCCCUCACCCAUGUCCCCCUCAGCCUGCUUCCUUCGCUGGUGACUGACCGACUGACAGCUGGGCCACCGCGAGCAGGAACCGGGGAUCUGGGGGUCAGCAGGAGGCCCUCUCACCCCACCAGCCCUGGCUGUGGCAUCUUCCCUCACUGUCCCUGCUUCAUUCCAGUUCUGGGGUCCGCGGGGGACGCAGCUCCUUCGUCCCCUGGGGCAUCAGGAAAAGACGUGGCUCAUGUAGGAUGGUGCUGGCGAGGAGCUUUGGAAUUCACAGUCCUCCAGAAAUGUCUGGGAUCUCUGGGGUCUGGGGGGAACUGGCAAGAAGAACCAAGAGAUUACAAAGGAAGAUAUCCGUGUCCGUGUGCAGGGGACACGGGGGAUA
Molecule: messenger RNA, 1726 nt
Organism: Galeopterus variegatus (Sunda flying lemur)
Lineage: Eukaryota; Metazoa; Chordata; Mammalia; Dermoptera; Cynocephalidae
Gene: CD300A
Product: CD300a molecule
Exons: 8
Coding region: 343-1281 (312 amino acids)
Cellular component (GO): plasma membrane
Molecular function (GO): transmembrane signaling receptor activity
Source: RefSeq, a predicted model, not a curated record